UGUUGCCCCAUCUCGCCCUCGUCGCCUCGUCACGUCCACGGCUCCGGAAACAGGAAACAAACAGAAAAUGAAAUUCAAAAAAAAAAAAAAAAAAAAAAAAAAAAAAGAAAGAAAGAAAGAAAUGAAGAGAAACCCAGUAAUGAGAACCCCUGAACCGACCGACCCGCAUCUCCUGGCCCUGCCGUCGCGGGGCGCAUGCUUUGUAUUAGUGAUUUCUAGGGGGCUGAUCAGUUGAUUUGAAAUAAAAGCGAUUCAUGCCUUUUUAAAGUGCUUCUGCCUGCGUUUCCCUCCAGGGUUGUCGGCCCCUUCCUUCCCCUUUGGGUCAUUUUGCGUACUUGGUGCCAGAAGAUCUGAAGGAAGCACAUAUGGGAAUGGAGGUGAACUUAGAAACAGCUGGAAGAGGGGAAAAGCUGAUGGGAGGGGAAAAACUGGUGGGAGGUGAUGGGGGCCCUGGGCUGCCACCCUGACCCCCGGGGAGCUAUAGUAGAAAACGUAGCCCUGGCCAGGCUCCUGCACCAUAGGCAGAGCUGGGCUCGCAACCGCUCUGCUCGCUGCUGCUCCACUCGAGCCCCUCUGUCCAGGACCUCCGGUGGGGCAAUGGGGGCCGUGGGAGGCGGCUGGAACUACAGCUCCCAGCGUGCCCCGCGCGGCCACCCACGUGAUCACUCCGCCCAAUCGCGGCCGCUUCCGGGAUGCACCGCGCCAGAGGCGGGGAGAGAGACGCGGCUCCCGGCGGGCGCUGCGGUGCGGGCGGUCCCGGGGGGGCUUAGGGGGGGUUUGGUGGGGAGGGCGGCGCUGCGGGUACGACCCCUGUCCGGUGCCCCCAGCCCUGGCACCAUGCGCCUUUCGGCUCUCCUGAGGCUGGCAGCCCCGCCUAAGCUGCCCAAGGGUUACCGGCACGGCACCUGGCGGCCCGGCACCGCAGCCGAACGCCUCCGGAACCCCCCGGGGCAGCGCCGCAAGAAGAUCUUCGUGGAACCCAUCAGCAGAGAGGAUUGGAAGGUGUUCCGCGGUGACACGGUCCAGGUGCUGACCGGGAAGGACGCGGGGAAGCAGGGGAUGGUCACCCAGGUCGUACGCGCCCGCAACUGGGUGGUGGUGGAAGGGCUGAACACGCACUACCGCUAUGUCAAUAGGGAUGCCAAGUACAGCAGCACCUACAUCGCCAGCGAGGCCCCCCUGCUGCUCAACCAGAUCUCCCUGGUGGACCCUGAGGACCGGAAGCCGACAGAGGUGGACUGGAGGUACACAGAGGAGGGCGAGCGCGUCCGCGUCUCGCUACGCACCGGCCGCAUCAUCCCCCUCCCCCUGUGGCAGCGCCGGGACGGCAUCGUUCCUGAGCAGUGGAUCGAUGGCCCCAAAGACACGUCGGUGGAUGACGCGCUGGACAAAACCUACACGCCGUCCCUAAAGACCUUUGAGGAGGAGAUUAUGGACGCCAUGGGGAUUGUGGAGACACGCAGGGCCAAGAAGUCCUACUGGUACUAAAUCCUCCGUGGGACUUGGCCUGGAGCUGCGUUCUGUGCUCCAAGGGCAGCGGUUUGCAAUAAAGAUGCCCCUUUAUUUUUUCA
Molecule: messenger RNA, 1571 nt
Organism: Gallus gallus (chicken)
Lineage: Eukaryota; Metazoa; Chordata; Aves; Galliformes; Phasianidae
Gene: MRPL24
Product: mitochondrial ribosomal protein L24
Exons: 5
Coding region: 442-1488 (348 amino acids)
Biological process (GO): translation
Cellular component (GO): ribosome; mitochondrion
Molecular function (GO): structural constituent of ribosome; RNA binding
Source: RefSeq, a predicted model, not a curated record